This is a messenger RNA of Dufourea novaeangliae, 1677 nucleotides long. RefSeq names its product potassium/sodium hyperpolarization-activated cyclic nucleotide-gated channel 4-like. NCBI's taxonomy places the organism in Eukaryota, Metazoa, Arthropoda, Insecta, Hymenoptera, Halictidae. The record is from RefSeq and is a predicted model, not a curated record.
AUGUCUGAUCACAAUUGCGAGCUGCCGAAAUAUACGGAGAGGUUACGAGUGUCCUACUCGAUGAAGAAAGUGAAGAAAUAUACGUUUGGGGAAAGAUUUAAGUGUAUGUUCAAUAUAAGUAUGAACACACCGAAAUCGAGACUGUAUUUGGACAGUGUCGCGGCUGCGUUCGCAGAGGGAAGGAGGCCGUCUGGAUUCCAGUAUUGGUGGAUCAUUCAUCCUUUUAGCAGGUGGAGCUUCUAUUGGGAGAUAGUCAUGACGGUCGUGUUCAUGAUUUCUUUUCUAACGAUCCCGUUCUUAAUCAGCUACGUGGUGCUGAGCCACGACGAUAUUCUCAUGGAUAAAGUCAAUAUCGUAAUUUACGUUUUCUGCUGGGUGGACAUAAUUAUAAACUGCAACACCGGAUAUUACGAUAGGAAACUGGCGAACGUCGAAUUGCAGCCUGGGAAGAUAAUGAUACAAUAUCUGAAGACAUUUUUAAUCCCGGACAUUCUUUCCUCGUUGCCGUGGGACCACAUCACGCUGCCGUGGCGUUGUGUUCCUGGCGUGAAAGUCGAACGAGCGGUCGUUCUGGUGAACCUGCUACCUCUUCUGAAACUAUCGCGCUAUCGCUACGUGAACAGGCAAUUUUUCGAUUUUUUCAUGUAUCUCCAAGUGAUGCAUUUGUAUUACGAAUUGUUCAGCACGUUGAUGUUGGCCUUCUACAUAUUGUUCUGGUUCUCCUGUCUGAGCUAUUUGAUACCUGCUUUGUUCGUCCAUAUGACUGGCAUCGCACCUGAAAGCUCCCGGAUAACAGGAUUAGAGCAGAAGAGUAUACGGUUCAGGUUCCUGCACUCGUUGUUCAUGGUUGUCGAGAAAUUUUCAGCGAAUGGCUUCGGGAUGGAGCAAUCGACAUCGGAGGGACACCUUAUACUGAGUAGUGUUCUCAUGUUGGCGGGCAGGCUACUCGAUUGUUACAUCGUAGUAAUGUUGAUUCAAAUAAAAGCUGGCGCGAAACAGUCGAAAUCGAAGUUCCACGAGAUCAUGAACCAAGUGAUCGCUUACACGAUACAGAAACAGCUGCCGCCGCACAUGAAGAAUCGUCUUCUGACUUACUAUCAGCACCGUUUCAGAUACAGCUACUUCCGAGAAAAGACGAUUCUGGUGAAUCUAUCAGGUGGGACAGAUAAUCUCGAUUUCUGUGUUGUCGAUGGAGAAUCACAGAGUCUAAAAAAGAGUGUAAUUCCAGAGCAACUUCGUCAGGAGAUCGCGUUCCAAUCGAAUCAUCGGUUGGUCGAGAACGUGGCGAUUUUCAAGACGUUGCCGAAGUACAUCUUACGAUCGAUCGUGAAGAAUCUGAAGUUCGAGCUGUACUUGCCCAAUGACGUGAUCGUGAAGGCUGGCCCCACUGGGAAAGAGAUCUGUCACUUGGACGACGGAGCUCAUUUUGGCGAGGUGGCGUUAUUGGUGCCCGAUCAGAGACGAGUCGCCAGCGUGAUCGCGAUCGAGGUGUGCGAGGUAUACCGUCUGGAUCGGAAGGACUUUCGGAAAUCCGUCGCCGUACACUCGGAACUGUUCGCGAAAAUCGAAAGGAUCGCGACCCAGAGGAUCCAGAGAGCGAUGGAUAUCGAGGAACAGCACAAACGGUAUCUCUUGCGUAAUUCUUCGUACGAUGAGCGUCGACGGACUCUUAUGUGA